AUGGCGAAAACAGAGUUUGUAAUUGUUCAAUUCGGAGGAAGCAAUUAUGAGUUUCGAUGGAAUUCGGAUUUGACUGGCACUGGUUUUCGUGGAUUCCACUGGAGGAAUUUCAUAAGUUUUCAUAAGCUUAAUAGGAGGCACACUUGUUUGUUCACCUAUGUGCAUGAGACCUCCUUCCUCCUCGAUAUUUUUUAUGACCAUGGAUCCGAGAUAAGUAGUCCUGAUUGUCACUCUCAUUUGUCUUCGAGUAAGUUAAUAAGGCUCUGA
Molecule: messenger RNA, 267 nt
Organism: Oldenlandia corymbosa var. corymbosa
Lineage: Eukaryota; Viridiplantae; Streptophyta; Magnoliopsida; Gentianales; Rubiaceae
Source: the annotation of a GenBank genome assembly